Molecule: messenger RNA, 8876 nt
Organism: Artibeus jamaicensis (Jamaican fruit-eating bat)
Lineage: Eukaryota; Metazoa; Chordata; Mammalia; Chiroptera; Phyllostomidae
Gene: NOX4
Product: NADPH oxidase 4
Exons: 18
Coding region: 245-1981 (578 amino acids)
Biological process (GO): superoxide anion generation; defense response
Cellular component (GO): plasma membrane; NADPH oxidase complex
Molecular function (GO): superoxide-generating NAD(P)H oxidase activity
Source: RefSeq, a predicted model, not a curated record
UCCGCCGCCCAGUGGGCAGCGCAGCCCCGGCGCGGCCCGCAGCCGCCGCGCCCGGAAGACCCGGCUCCGGGGCGCAGACCCCGCCCGGCUGGCUCGGCGCCGGCCUCUGGGCUUCCAUUCCGUCUUUGACCACCGCCCCCUCCCCGGUCCCGACCCGCCCCCACCGGCGCUGCUGUAACCACCGCCUGGGCCGCCGCCGCACCUUUUCGGGCGGGCGGCGAGCGCAGCGCGCGGGCCUGGCGGCAUGGCUGUGUCCUGGAGGAGCUGGCUGGCCAACGAAGGGGUUAAACACCUCUGCCUGCUUAUCUGGCUCUCCCUGAACGUUUUGCUUUUCUGGAAAUCCUUCCGGCUGUAUAAUCAAGGGCCACAGUAUCACUACCUCCACCAGAUGUUGGGGCUAGGAUUGUGUCUAAGCAGAGCCUCUGCAUCUGUCCUUAACCUCAACUGCAGCCUUAUCCUUUUACCCAUGUGCCGGACACUGCUGGCCUACCUUCGAGGAUCCCAGAAGGUUGCAAGCAGGAGAACCAGAAGAUUGUUGGAUAAAAGCAGAACAUUCCAUAUAACUUGCGGUGUUACCAUCUGUAUUUUCUCAGGGGUGCACGCAGCUGCCCACCUGGUGAAUGCCCUCAAUUUCUCAGUGAACUACAGAGAGGACUUUGUUGAACUGAAUGCAGCAGCAUACCGAGAUGAGGAUCCCAGAAUUCUUCUCUUCACAAGUGUUCCAGGCCUGACAGGAGUGUGCAUGGUACUGGUGCUCUUCCUGAUGGUCACAGCUUCCACGUAUGCGAUGCGAGUUUCUCAGUAUGACAUCUUCUGGUACACUCAUAAUCUCUUCUUUGUCUUCUACAUGCUGCUGAUGUUGCAUGUUUCAGGAGGAUUGCUGAAGUAUCAAACUAAUUUAGAUACCCACCCUCCUGGCUGCAUCAAUCUUAAUAGAACCCGCAACCGGAGUAUUGACUUACCCGAAUAUCUCUCAGAACAUUUUCAUGAAUCUUUCCCUGGAGGAUUUUCAAAUCCAGAUGAGGUUACCCGGAACACAUCUGUGAAGAUUUGUAUGGAAGAGCCCAGAUUCCAAGCUAAUUUUCCACAGACUUGGCUUUGGAUUUCUGGACCUUUGUGCCUGUAUUGUGCUGAAAGACUUUACAGGUGCAUCCGGAGUAAUAAGCCAGUCACCAUCACCUCGGUCAUAAGUCAUCCCUCAGAUGUCAUGGAAAUUCGAAUGGUCAAAGAAAAUUUUAAAGCCAGACCUGGCCAGUACAUUAUUCUACAUUGUCCCAGUGUGUCUGCAUUAGAAAACCAUCCAUUUACCCUCACAAUGUGUCCUACUGAAACCAAAGCAACAUUUGGGGUCCACCUUAAAAUAGUAGGAGAUUGGACAGAACGAUUUCGGGAAUUACUACUUCCUUCAUCUAGUCAAGACUCUGAGAUUCUGCCCUUUGUUCAGACUAGAAAAUACCCCAAGCUGUAUGUUGAUGGUCCGUUCGGAAGUCCAUUUGAGGAGUCACUGAACUACGAGGUUAGCCUCUGUGUGGCCGGAGGCAUUGGAGUAACUCCGUUUGCAUCAAUACUCAACACCCUGCUGGAUGACUGGAGACCGUACAAGCUCAGAAGACUGCAUUUUGUCUGGGUGUGUAGAGAUAUCCGGUCCUUCCGCUGGUUUGCAGACUUACUCUGUGUGUUGCAUAAUAAGUUUUGGCAGGAGAACAGACCAGACUAUGUCAACAUCCAGCUGUACCUCAGUCAAACAGAUGGAAUACAGAAAAUAAUUGGAGAAAAAUAUCAAGCACUGAAUUCAAGACUUUAUAUUGGACGCCCUCAGUGGAAGCUUCUGUUUGAUGAAAUAGCAAAAUUUAACAGAGGGAAAACAGUUGGUGUUUUUUGCUGUGGACCCAGAUCCAUUUCUAAGACUCUUCAUAAACUGAGUAACCAAAGCAACUCAUAUGGGACAAGAUUUGAAUACAAUAAAGAAUCUUUCAGCUGAGAAUUUUCGCCGUAAACCAGGACUCGAAAGAAGGAAUGAGUGCAAUUUCUAAGACUUUGAAGUUCAAACAGCCGUGUCAUUCCAAAGAGUAGCAAGGCUUCCUUAUUUAUGAUUAUUUAAAGUGGAAAUGCAGAAAAGUGGCCAGAUGACAGGUCACAUUACAUGUUUAAUCUGGAAACCAAAGAGGCCCUUUGAUGUGAUUAUUCACUUUUCAGCACUAGAAUUAAAACCAUUAGAUGUGCACUGUUGAUUUUUAUGGCAGAUUCAGGAACUCCCCAGUGAGGAGCUACACUUGCUCACCGUGAGGCUGAUAGCCCUGGUCCUCUGUAAAUUGUUUUUGGUUGAACAAAUGCAAGAUUGAACAAAAUUAAAAAUUCAUUGAAACUGAGGUUACAUUUUCUACCUAAGUAUAAACAGAGUUGAUUUAGAAAAGCUCCAGGCAACUGUAUUAGAUGUUUGAAGAUACAGCACAGGACUCUGUAUUGAUACGGGUACUUUGUGUCAAUAUCUAAUCUUGCUCACUACUGAUACUAAUACCUCUAUUUGAUGUCUGUAGACUUCAUGUUGAAUGAAUCUUUUACAGUCCUUGAUAUAGUAUCUAUUUUUAUAUAUUUCUCUCUUUCUUCCCCCCUUUGUCUAGGGAAGUCUUUCCUCCCUUGGCAUGCAUUAAGCACAAUGAUUUAAUCAAUCAUGUUCACCCUCAAUUUAUUUAAUCAAUUAUUGUUGCAUAGUAAUGAAGAAAUAUCAUUACCGUAAAUUAUAAAGGGAUAUAUAGACUCUUCAGCAUUGUGAUCUCUAUUAUUUUUAUUUAUGUUUUUAUCCAGCAUACUUUGUCUUAGUUUUUAGCUUCUUAAGGUACUUAGUUUAAUUUGUACUUGGAGACCAAAGCUCAGUGUCUGUCUGUGGUCACUCAGACAGAAAGAAGAUGUUGGAGACAUUGAAAGUGUACUUACUCACAUGUCUAACAGAAAAUCUGUAUUUUACUUUCUACCCAAGAUGAAGUACUUCAUUAGCUAUUCAUUUCUAAGUUCAGAAUCAAGCAUAUUAUUACUGCACUACCUUGUGAUCAGGUUCUUAAUAGAGAAGUUACUGAGUUUCAAGUCAUUGUUGGCAUUUCUCAAUGUUAACCUAUCAUGUUCCCUGGCCAUUAUAGUCCUGGCUCACAGGAAAAAAUUAAUUCACUUUAUUACCUUAAGAAUUAAGGCAUUUUUUACAGCUUAGUGAUUUUGCUUUGUAGACGUCUACCAGUGGCUAUCAAAUACAACACAUUGCUGAAAUCAGCAGCAUGAUUGGCGUGGCCUUUGUUUAAAUCUGCAUGAUACCAUAUUAGAUGCUCCUGUCAUCUUUUGCAGGGAUUUACCAAUAGCAAUCGAGCUUAUUAAAGCAUCCGGCAUUGAAUGCCCAUAAAUAUAUUACUUACAGAUACUUCUUUCUCUCUUUGGAAUUCUUCUCCCUUCUGAAGGAGGAUAAUCAGAAAAAGACAUGGGAAAUGUGCAAUGUUCCUGAAGAUUUAGCUCUGAAGACAUAUUUAAUAGACAGCACAUCUUGGUAACACUUUCUCAAUUCCAAAUAGUUUUCAUAUUAACACAUAGCAGGAAGAACUACUAACAAGAAACUUAGCCAAGGCUCGAUGUGCAAUACUGACUCUUUUGAUCAUAAUUUAUUUAAGUGAUUAUAUUAAUACAGCUAAUUUCAGUAAACCAAGUGGAAGAUUUCUCAGAAGAAGAGUAAUCUUUCCAAGUAAGUAGGUCUCUGCCAUUCUAGAUGAGCAGACUUUACUCAUCAAAGUCUCUAGAUGAGACUCUGCCUAUCUUAAAUUCCAGCUGAUAUUCAAACACUGUGUCAACACGAGUAAUUUGUGCUUCUGUAAAUAGGGCUUCAUCGUGCAUGUAUAUGAGAGUUUUGUUUUGUUUUGAGAGAUCCUGUCUCUCUAGCUAAUUCUUGUCACACAGAUCUUAAAACACUAAUUUUAGUGGCAAUAAAUGUUAGAAUUGAAAUGCUGUCCUCUAAAUCUCUGUAAGUUUACUUUCCCUUCACAAAAAAAAAAUAAAGCAGGCAGAGUUUCUUCACCGGAUAAUGCAAGUUGCAGAAACACCAUUUAUUUGAGUGUGUACAGGUGUGGACAGCCCUGGCGGUUUGUGUUCUGGGGUUGUCAGUGUCACUGGUUAAGGAUGUGACUGCGGCAAAUUGCUCCUCACUCUGGGAUUUCUCAUUUGGAUGAGAUCAGUGCUCAAUUAGUCAUUUUUAGAAAAUCUUUUUGAGGACAUGAUUAAAAAGAAAUUUAUGGCAUACAUACAAAAUACACAGACAAUCUUGGGGGUCCCACAAACAAUCUCAAAAAUUUUUAAGGACCUCUGAACAAAAUGAUCAUCAUUAUAAGUAUUUUUAAAGUCUACCUUUCUUUUCUUUCAUUUUUGGAAUAAACUAUCAAUUUUUCUAGAUUAUACUGAGAAAUUAACUCAGUGGACAAAGAAAAGGAAAUUUUCUUUGUAUCCCCCCAAAGAAUCUGAUAGACUCUUUCAUCAGUUUUUAAUCUUCUUGGGUCUUUUGAUUUAUGCAGAGCAAGGCUGUGAUUUUACAUAGCAGUAAUAAUAAAAAACAGUUUCAUGCACACACACACACACACACACACAUAUACCCCACGUACAUAAAUUUGGGCCUUAGUUUUUGUGAGGUUUUUCUUUUGAUUUAAAAAUGAUGUGAUUGAUGAUUUUUCAUUCUGUGACUUUAAAUUCCACUUGGGUGAUUUUGAUAGUAUAGGUUCUUAAAAUAAAGAAAUAAAAGAAAUACAAAAGCAUAGUCUGAAUUGUUCUACUCCAUAUAUCCAUGCUAUUUAUACCACCACCCCCCCCCCAAAUUAGUGUUUUCCUGGAGCUGGCACAGCAGGUUCUUGAUUUAAAUUAUAAGGCAUUGUUAAAGAGGCUUGCUAGAGGCAAAGGCUAGGCGUUGUCAUCAAUAGUUAAUGCCAGUGUUAAAGGAUAUUCUUUAUAUUAGAGAGAAAAAAAUAGAUAAUUGUGUUCCCAUAAGGAUGGUUAACUCAGCUGAACAGCGAGCUUUCUAACGAAACCGAUAAGAUUCAUUCUCACCUGCUUCUCAUGACAAACAGUCCCUUUUCUUAUGCUAUGGAGAACACUCUCAUAUAAUGCCAAAGUUGGGAGUACUGUUACUUUGCAGGUGAGGAAACUGAGAUCCAAAGGAAGAUGGCAACUUGCUUCAAUUCAUCCACUGAGUUUGUCACAGAGUAAAAACAAGCUCAGCUUUCCAGUCUUUGCUACUGAAAGGCUCUUUCCACUUCCCCAUGAAAUACACAUCUAAUAAAACAUGUCUAGUACCAUUCAUUUGAUCUCCAUAUAAACUGUAGUGCUAGGUGGGAAAUAGGUACUGAAUGUUAAUUCUAGAUUCAUAGCAGAAAAUCACACUCUUCCUUAUAGGUAUAUCUUCCCUAUAUGUAUAUCUUCUGAUUCUAAAUUUGUCAGUCACAUAUUUUCCCUACUAAAAUCCAUUUUCUUGUAUCAGUUUUAAAACACGACAGUUGUGCUAAAGAGAUUUUGUUCUCUAGGACUCUGUAUUAGAAAUUUGUAACAAUAUAUAGUUUCUAGGAAAUACUAAUAUUGUAUUUUUAAAUUUAGCUUCAUAGACAAAGUCAUAACUUUUAAUGCUUCAUCAGCUUUCUGACAACUGAGGAAUCUGUUGAUAUUUAAACAAAUGACUGUUGUUUCUUACUUACAUGACCAUAACAGGCCUCUUGUUCAGGAGAAAAGAGUCUUCUUUUUGUAAGCUAGCAAGACAGGAAAUAAGUGAAAUCAAGCAUAAUGAGAUCUCCAUUUACUUCAGCCACUAUAGACAAUGAGAACUGACUGUUUCCUUCUGUCUGAAUCUCCCCUCCAUUGUCCUAGCUACUCUAUUCCAUUCUGCAGUUCUCAAAGGACAGAGUUGCAAAAGCUAGCUAGCUAGUUCUCCAGCGAAAAGAAACAACAGACUUCUGAUACUUAGCAAAGAAGGGUCCAUUAAGAGAGAAGAGAAAAAAGGCUAUGUGAAUAAUAAUGAAAUUAGUAGCGAAUUAAUAAAUGUUGCUGUAGAAUAGAGACUAAUAAUUUUUAACAUAAAUACACAGAAUUUUAAUUUUUCCUUAUACAAAACUUUACAUUUUUGCAUACAGAAUCUAGAAAUAGAUUUCUUCAUUUAUUUUACAUUGUAGCAAAAUCACUAGCAAUCUUAAUGCAGAGAGUUAAACUACAAUUUAAGAAUUAGUAAGGCCAAGGAAUGCCUGCAUCAAGGGAGCAAAACUAAGAGAAAAAAGGGAAGUCAAAGAAAGAAAAAUGACUUAAAACGUUAGGACAUGAUAAUGCUUUUCUUUUCAAAACUUAAUAGAUGCUCAAAUAUGUGGCAAAACUGGCUAUUGCCUGGUUUGGGGAAAUGUAAAACAGUAUGGGGUUUGGUUUGUUUCUUAGAGAACCUCUCCUGAUUUUGCCACCAGAAUUAUAGCAGAAGCUUUGGUUGGAAUGCUAAUCUUUGAGAAUUAGAGCUUCGAUGAGCUGCUGGUUGAGCCAGAGACAAGCGACCUUUGGAUGAAACCAGUGCUCCGUAAAUGCUCUGAUAUAUAUAGCAAUAAAAAGGGGGAAGUCACCACGCACUGAUUCAGCCUCGCACACCACCCAUUAACAUUUUGUCAUUGCAAGGACAUAUUUUUCAGCUCGGAUCCUUCCACUCAGGGAAUGAAAGCUUCUUAACAAUGCAGAUACUGGGAAAGAGGUACCCUCAGUUGCAUCCUAACAGGGUAUCUGCGCACCUGUACCAGCACAUUCAUUUGAGCCUAGUUAUCAAUUUAGGAUGAUUGUGUCUUUUAUUUUACUGGUGAGAAGUCUUCAGUGCAUCAAACGGGAGCCUUACUUGCCUACUAAAAAAUAUAUGGCAGCCCACACAUUGGCUGGGGAGAAAGCAGUUAAAUCUUCCAGGUUUUUGUCUCCAGCUGAGCCCUAAAGCAAUGUCAAAUACCUCACCCCACACGUGCUGGAAUGGGACCUGGGUGGCAGAUGUGCUGUGCAGUUUACUCUGCAUGCUCCCAGGGACUCUCUGGUUCAGGGAAUGUCAGCUCUCGAGUCAGCUUGGCAUCUUUAACUCCAUAACUAGGUGCCCACCAGGUGUAAUUACAUGUUUACUUAAAAGUGACAAUCUUCUGCUUACCAAGUGGCUAGAGCAGGAAACUACAUUUUCUUCUCUGUUCCACAAAAUUUGAUUAAAAUUUAGAUUUGGGAAAAGUAGAAAUUGCUUUGAAAAGUGGAAACAGUUGCUGGCGGUUGUGCAAGUGUCAUGGUCUCGUCCAGCUGCCUCCAGUGUGUGGAGAGAACAGGACCCUGGGGUAGGAAUCAGAUUGCCAGCCUUUACCCCUGCAAAGCAUUAGACCACACACAUAAAAAUGGAAAUGUGAUCAACCUGUGCCCAACUUACACAGAUGUGGUAGAGCAAGAAUGUAGGGAGAGGAGGAAAAGAGUGAUAAAGAAAGAAAAAUUUCCUGGGAAAAUCUUAAGUAGGUUUUUGCAAACGUCGUAAAAAUAAAACAUUUUUGAAAAAAAGUAAAAACAAAGGCAUUUAAGUCACAGUCUAUUGUAACCAAAAGAGUUAGUGUUUAAUUGUGUUUCCUGGGCGAGUACAGAAGUACCCACAAACAAAUCAACACCACUAAUUCGUUCUGAGAUUCUGAUAAACAACAUUACCUGUUACGUCCAAUGUAACUGCUUUCUGAAUGCCUCUUAAACUAAUUUUGGUCAGGCCCAAGGUGUCUAGAAAUAGCGGUAUUGAUCUAUGACAAUCGAGCUAGGGAUUGCUGGAAAGCAAUACAACUCACCCUGCUUGUUUUAGAUUUGUUGGAGUGAAAAGCAGCUGUUUAUGAGACAUCCUACUGAGUUACAAACUAAGGCCUGUAUUGUAGAACUAGAAAUAAUUCUAGAAAAGACAAAAGCACUGCAUCAUAGCUAUUUAUUUCCUAGGCGGAAAAAAAUAAAUGUAUCUUUUUAUUACUCUUACCAAAGAUACUUUACACUAUGUAUUUUCAUCAAAAUUCACAUUGUUUUGUAGAUAUUUAUGUUUAAAUCAUGUAUGUAUGUGUAGGAGAACAAGAGAGAGAUAUAGAGAGAAAGCAGGUUUACAGUGGGUUGGAAGAAAAAUUGCCUGAAUGAAAAAGACAUUCUUCAAUAAUGUGUAAAGACACUCUCCAACUUUCAUAAUAAGCAUUCCACUGUGGUGGCUUUGCCAUUGGGGGAAGUGCAGUCCUCCAUCAACACGUGAGACGCUCAGGGAUCCGGGGGUGGCAUUUGGUUAUCAUCUGGCUCACGGAACAGUGCUGAAGAAGUGCUGACUCAGCCCCAGUGCUAGUAGAGAGAAUAAGUACAUUUGUUUCCUUAUGUAAUUCUAUUGCUGUGAAGUCAUAGUACAUUUGUAGAAAACCAUUCUUUUGGGAACAUGGAUAGUGUUGAAAAGUCAAACAAAUAAAGAUGAGACAAAUAUGAUGCAAAUUUCUUUUACUAUAAACUAAUUGUGCUUCUUUGGCAGUAAUAAUCAAGAAUUUUCUCCAGAAUUUUGAGAAUGAAUUUGUAUUAUUUUUAUUCUAAUGGAAAAUCAAGUGAUCACGCUAGUCUUUCAUGUGAAGAUAUUAAGCAAGUAUUUUUUAAAAUGUUACUUUGAAAAACUUUGAAAGUGGUCUAAUCCCAAGCAUGUCAACACACUCAUAACUUUCAUUUUAACAGGAUUUACAAUUAAAAUUAUAGAAUUCUAAUCGCCAAAUUUAAUACACUGAAUUUGGGAUUUCAUUUUUAUUUUUGUUCUUUUGUUUCUUUGGUAUUGUCAAAUUUUAUAAUUGUGUUCAUUAAAACAUUGAAAUAUUUAUACAAUUGUAAGA